Molecule: messenger RNA, 4772 nt
Organism: Galleria mellonella (greater wax moth)
Lineage: Eukaryota; Metazoa; Arthropoda; Insecta; Lepidoptera; Pyralidae
Product: BRCA2-interacting transcriptional repressor EMSY
Exons: 6
Coding region: 143-3253 (1036 amino acids)
Biological process (GO): regulation of DNA-templated transcription
Cellular component (GO): nucleoplasm
Source: RefSeq, a predicted model, not a curated record
UUCUUUCUCGAAGUGUCAAAAAUGAACGAAUUGUCGUUUGAAGUAAACAGUAUGGAUAUUUGCCAAUUGGAUUAUUUAUAAAAUAUGUUCAAUUUAUUAUAAUUAAAGAGUGUUUUAUUAGUGUUUAAUAAACACCGUUAAAAUGUGGCCCAUGCUCUUAAACAUGACGCGCGACGAAUGUCGCCGUACGCUUCGUAGACUUGAAUUGGAAGCCUACUCAAAUAUGAUCAGUGUGUUUAGAGCACAAGGGCCAUUGGAAGAGAAGAGAAAAAAGUUGCUUGAGGAACUGCGCGCUGUUUUGCACAUAAGCCACGAUCGGCACAGCGCUGAGGCGCGCCGCGUGUCCAAUGACGAAUUAUUAGCUACAAUAGCAGAGCAAUUGGCUGGUCCCAAUACAGGUUUAGCAUGGAUAUGCGAAGGCCGCCGUCGUGUACCACUCCUGCCUCGCGGCAUCGCCCAAACGAUGUACACAGAGAUGGCCGAUAAGGCUGCAGAAGUCACCAUAGAAAAAAAUAAGGAGCUUCAGAAAAAUUUGGAAGCUGAGAAACUUGUAGCCCCAAAGUCCAAUGAGGAAGAGUUAGCAGAUGCAGAGGGACAAACUGCUGAGAGUGCAAUCCCGUCAAAUGACACAAUGGACGAAAUUUUAUUCCCCCCUAUUGCAAUGGAGGAUCAGACUACUAAAAUAUGGGAAACAGAACUUUCUGGUCGUAAAAGAAAAAAUCCUGAAAGCGGUGCAAUCCCAGAUGAUGGCACAACACCAGUUAAAAACAUGAGAAAUAUACCUGUAAACACUAAUCAGAAACAUCUCAAUCUAUCGCAAAUAUAUUCAAAAUUCUCUCAACCUGCAACUAGUAAACCAUCGGGACAAUCAAAACAUUCAUAUAAUCAAGUAAGCAAAGUAUCCACAAGUAAAACUAUACAAACCAAUACAUCACGGCCCACACCACAUAAACACAGAGCACAUAAACAAUCUGCCAAAAAUGCAUCACACAAAGUGCAUGCGAAAAAACAAGAACUACCUGUAUCACCUAGUAAACAGUACAAUCCAACGUCAUUGCAAGUUGAAUAUUCCGGUCCACCAAAUACAUUUCAGGCCACUUACGCGCAAUCCAUUUUGGGUAACAAAAACAAAACUGACUAUAUGGACGAAAUAAAGCCGAAAGUUUUGUCAUCACCGGGUAUGGUGACUGACUCUCCUACAAUGCAGCUUCUAACGCAACCUGCGACCGUGCCCCACGAAUUGGCUGUGCCAGAAAAUGCUCACCCCGAUGAUCCCAGCACACUCCAAGCGCAAGCUACACCAACACCUAAAACAAUGAGUGGCAAACCUUGCCAUCUAAUAAUAAAGAAACGCGGAGAAGUAACUACUGACAAAAAAUUACAAAUGUCGGAGCUUAAAAUACUGCAGAAACCAGCUGAGGGGCUGAAAUUGUUGUCAAAUCGACAAGUGGUUGUGGCGACAAGUUCUGCGCAAAAAGCUUUGUCUACAUCGGGGAAACUGGUUACAACCAAGGUAAUUGGUUCUAUACCGAGAAGUCGAACGUCGACUGCUUCGACGCCAGUUUUCACAGAUAAAAUGAUCGUAGUGUCAAAACCUUCACCUGAAACUAAAAUAACCAGCUCUAAAAUAAUACUAACAUCUGGUGUCAAUACACCAGCAAAAGAAGGUACACCCAUUAGUUCAAACAACAUGUCUCCCAAAUGUACAGAAACUCUAACACCUAAAGGUAUACCUGCAACAGAUUUGAAAGUUUCUGCAAAAACUGUUGUAUUAAAUCCAAGAUCUGGACAGAAAAUGCUUGUGUUGCCAGCUAAAGCCCGAACGAAACCGGGCACAGAGGGCCAAAUGCCAUUAUUGCAUUUUAAAGGUAUCUCUACGGCCAUGAAAUUGGUACCAGUUAGUUCACAAUGUAUAACGCAAGUUACAAAGUCAACAGCAGUGACCGUUGUUUCGAAACCCACAGUUGUCAGUGCUAUGUCUUCAAAUACAAAGAUUCUUGGUAUGGAACCUAUAAAAACAGCAAAUUUGGCUGACAUAGUACCCGCAAAAGGCAUGACUCCGGUCACUACACCUAAGCUCACUAACCCAAUAGUUCGACCAACCAGCAGUAAAGGUGUAAUAGUAGUACAAAAAGGAGCAGCGAUCGGCAAGGCCUUAACAUUUACAAAAAAUGGUAAUGAUAUGUCAAAAAUAAUUAUGGGCAAGAAUGUCAACCAGUUGUUACAAGCGUCUAAAUCGGAACAAGCAGAAGCAGCCAAAUGUGCCGGCAAUGUAAUAGUACUCGAACUUAACAACGAACAAACAGGCCGCGCAACUACAAUGUCGGAAAUAUUAGAUAGCCGAGGAUCGAAUGUAGCCCGAGCUCCUGACGAAAGUAAAAAGAUAGCUACAAUAACACAGGACACACCAGUACUAUUCGAGAACCAGCUACAUGACGACACUUGCAAUCCUAGUAGUUUAGAUUCUACAACAGAAAGUAUAGGCGGCAUCGUUCCGAUAGAAGAAACCGGUCUACCUUUAAUAGAAAAGGAUGAAGAGGCUAAAUCGAGCUACACUAAGACUUCUGAAGGUGGUAAAGACUCGUCGAGUGUCACUGAUUGGGAGAUGGAAUUAGACACUGUCUCAAGGAAGCAAAAAGAUGAUGAUGAUAAACUAAAUUCAUUGCAUUUAGAUCUGGGUAUGUCUAGCGAUAGUGAAAAUGAUUAUAUGGUGGAUAGUCAUAAGCACAAAAGCAAGCAUUCAACCCAAGACAGCAUGCAACGAGCGACUCCUAGUGGGGAGAGCAGUGAAAUCUAUAGUAGUUCGAGUGGAUUAUCGCUCGCCACGCGAACGUUAUUGAGUCAACUACAAGACGAUGGCUCAUCUAGCAACGACUCAUCUUUCGCACUCAAAUCAAAACCAAUUGAGAAAAUGAAAGAAGUCGACUCGAAAAUUGAUAAAUCGGAAUCAGACGCGUUGACGAAAGCAAAAGAGAAGCUAUCGGAAAAAGUUGCCGAGGCCAAAUCACAACAGAAAAGAAUAGACAUAUAUAGUACUGCAAUCAGUACAUCGGACAUCAAUUUGGAGUCGUUCUCAUAUCUGGACGAGGGCAUGAUGGCGGGUGAUGAUGUGUUUGCUAGUGAGGAGUCAAAGGCGCGCGAGUCGCGCCGGCCAGAUCAUCUUGACGAUCAGCUCAGUACGUUACUUGGAGAAGACUCUGCCAACUCCACAGAUUCACAAACUGUAAGUGAAAGUUUGCCUUUAAGUAAGUGAGCAAUAAACUAAAUUUAAUAUGAGAAUGGUUAAAUGUUUCUUUAAAAUGUAAUGGCACUUAAAAUUAUUCAACGUAAAUGUAAUCUGAAGUGUUAAAAGUGAUGGACGGCUGUAAUCUCAAUUAUUAUAUUUGUUCUGUUCUUAGUCACACAAAGAGACAGAUAGGAAUGUACCAUACAAUAUAUUGAAAUUUAUUUGAAAAAGAGGCUUUAAGGGAAAUCAAAACUAUUGCAAUUUGUAAAUAUAUACUUGGACAAAAAAUAUUUCGGAAGUUGCAAUAAUAAAACUUUUGUCUAUAUAGUGAAUAUGUAAAAAGCUCCCUUUUUAUUUGUAUGAGCUUGGGCCCAGUCAAUGUGCACUGUGUAAUAAAAAAUCCAAUUCCAAGUAUAUUCGAAUAAAAUAUCUUUUCUUAAAAUUUAAUUUUCUUACACAAAUUUGUAUAUGAAAAUUUGUAAGUACAAUCUUCAAGAUAUGAUGGAAAUAACAAAUUGUUUUUUAAUUACUUGAAAUUAUGUUAUUUUAUUUUAGAAAUUCAUAUUCAUGUCUUUUGCAUUUCUUCUUCUUCUUAAGGUGCCAUCUCCUACAGGAGGUUAGCGAUCUUCAUGGCGAUCUUGACCUUUUCCACCGCCAUCCUGAAAAGGGAUCUGGUGCUCAUUCCGAACUAUCGACUUAAAUUUUUUAACCAUAAGACUUGGCGUCUUCCCGGUCUUUGGUGACCUUGGAUCUUCUCUAUAUGUUUUGCUUUUAUUAAUAUUAAUUUUCUUUUUCAUCUUUUUCUUUUUUUUUCAAUCUUUUUUGAUACUGUAUAUUUACUGGGCCCAAUAUGACAGAUCUCCUUUUGUAUCACAUAUUUUACAUCACAUCACAUUAGAAACCUCUAUAAUUAUUAGUGUUUCUCUACUAUAUUAUGUACGUAUUAUACAUAUAAACCUUCCUCUUGAAUCACUCUAUCUAAAAUCCGUUACGUAGUAUUAAAGAUCUAAGCAUACAUAGGGACAGACAGACGGAAAGCGACUUUGUUUUAUACUAUGUAGUGAUUACAGUAAAACAAAUUCCAUAUUAUCUUUUUAUGGGACUAUUUUUUCGUAAAAUUAUAUAGAUACAUAUUUUAUCAGAAGCAAAGUAGGUAAUUUAAAAUUUUUUUUGAUGGGUGAAAAUGGUAUGGUACCCCCGCCUGCGCUAACGGGAUUCGCUGGCGGAGCACUAAUGAAGGGUGAUCGAAGAGAAUGAAAACAGGCCAGUUAGCCCAUCAUGAUGAAUUCAUCAGGAAUUAACUACGAUAGUUUCCAGGGAGAACCGCGAGGAGGUCGACAUGGUUGGGUAUAUUGCUAGCAAUAGGAUUCUCACUCUCCAUUACUAGCAAUCCCUUUCCCCCCAAAGGUAGUUUACAAUUCGAUAUUAAAAAAAACCCUUGUUUUACCUAAGAAUUCGAGCGAAAUUGUUAUAUAAAUAACAAACAGAGCUAAUGGUUAAGAGCGUUCAUAACGAAGUAUGGUAACGUCGACAUAAUCGGCCAAUA